Molecule: messenger RNA, 1404 nt
Organism: Alligator sinensis (Chinese alligator)
Lineage: Eukaryota; Metazoa; Chordata; Crocodylia; Alligatoridae
Gene: PTK6
Product: protein tyrosine kinase 6
Exons: 9
Coding region: 1-1404 (467 amino acids)
Biological process (GO): protein phosphorylation; cell differentiation; cell surface receptor protein tyrosine kinase signaling pathway
Cellular component (GO): extrinsic component of cytoplasmic side of plasma membrane
Molecular function (GO): signaling receptor binding; ATP binding; non-membrane spanning protein tyrosine kinase activity
Source: RefSeq, a predicted model, not a curated record
AUGAAUCAGAAGAUCCCCUGCCCUGAUCCAUUCACCCGUGUGGCAACUCAGCUCUUCCACCUGCCCAGCAUCUGCUCCACCAUCUACCCCAGCCUCUGGGACUUCAGUGCUAGGAUGGAGACAGAAAUCAGCUUCAAGACCGGAGACCUCUUCGAGGUCAUCGGGCAGGAAGGAGAAUGGUGGUGGGCCAAGAAAGUGGACAGCUCUGGAAGGCGCCUGGCCGAAGGUUACGUUCCUUACAACUACUUAGCCAAGCAGGAGACGAUGGAGGCUGAACCAUGGUUUUUUGGGAAGAUCUCACGCUCGGAGAGUUUGCACCUGGUGCUGGCGGACAGAAACCCAACUGGGGCCUUUCUGAUCCGCAUCAGCGAGAAGAAAGGAGCUGAAUACGUGCUGUCAGUCCGGGAUGACUCCGUGGUGAGACACUACAAGAUCUGGCGGGGCGCCCAAGGGAAGUUUUACAUGAACAAGGCGCAGUCGUUUCCAGAUCUGCCCAGCCUCGUGGAGUGCUACAAGGCAAAGAGCCUCUCGCACGGCCUGACGCUGACCAUCCCCUGCUGGAAGCAACAGCACGAACCUCUCCCUCACUGGGACGACUGGGAAAGACCCAAAGAAGAGUUUAGUCUGUCCAAGAAGCUGGGAGCUGGGUACUUUGGAGAAGUCUAUGAGGGAUACUGGAAAAACAAGGUCAAGGUUGCAAUUAAAGUGAUCCCCAAAGCGGACCUGACCUACCAGUGUGCAUUCAAGAACGAGAUUGAGACCAUGAAGAAGCUGCGACAUAAGCACAUCCUCUCGCUGUACGCCAUCUCCUCGGUCGGGGACCCAUUAUACAUCAUCACUGAGCUCAUGCCCAAGGGGAACCUGCUGGAGUUUCUUCGAGAGUCGGAAGGGGAGGACCUGCAGAUGCUCGAGCUGGUUGACAUGGCGUCCCAGGUGGCAGACGGGAUGUGCUACCUGGAGUCCCAGAAUUUCAUUCACCGAGACCUGGCUGCCAGAAACAUCCUUGUUGGAGAGAACAACACCUGCAAAGUGGGUGAUUUUGGACUGGCCAGGCUUAUCAAGGAUGAUGUGUACUUGUCCUAUUCCAAAAAUAUCCCCUAUAAAUGGACAGCCCCUGAAGCCUUCUCCCAAGGACGCUACACCACCAAGUCCGACGUCUGGUCUUUUGGGGUCCUUCUGUUCGAAAUCGUCACCCACGGGCAAAUUCCAUACCCAGGUAUGCAAAACAGUGAGGUUUGCAAAAAAGUCCAAGCUGGUUUCCAGAUGCCCUGCCCACCAAAGUGCCCACCGACCCUCUAUGGCAUCAUGCGCAAGUGCUGGCACCUCUUCCCAGAGCAACGGCCGAGCUUCAAAGAUCUCUGCGGGCUGCUCCAGACUGUCACCAACUACGAGAACCCAGAGUGA